AUGGUGAACCUGCAGUGCCGCAUCCUCAUCCUCAUUGCCCACCUGAAGAGGAAGUGUCAGUGCAGGCCAGAAGACAAUAUUGAUCUUCUGGAUGAAUCAGGGGUCCUGAUGAACCUGAGCAAAGUAGAAAAUCCUGCAUCUGAAUUUGCCAGUAGAUACCUGCAGGAAAGGCAGCGCUACAUCCUCAUCAGAGUCAUCCGAGAAGAAAGCACUGAAGCCACCUGCUAUGAAUCCUUACUGGAGAACCUGGGGAAACACUACCCUGACCUCCCAGAUCAGCUGCAGAAACUGUCAGCAAACCCCCAGCUGAGAGACCAGUGGAGAAGGGGCCCUCCACAGAAGAGGGCUCAGUCCCUCACCCGCACCCCAGCCAGGCGCAGGCCCACCCCACAGAGCAAGAAGAGCCUGGAGCUAAAGGGCACCCCGAGAUGAGGUACAGGCCUGAUGGGAGCAAGGCCUGUUGCUGCUCACAAGUGCAGAGUGACCAUACCAGGUUCAUCACUGCUGCACAGCACUAACCU
Molecule: messenger RNA, 521 nt
Organism: Struthio camelus australis
Lineage: Eukaryota; Metazoa; Chordata; Aves; Struthioniformes; Struthionidae
Gene: C17H22orf15
Product: chromosome 17 C22orf15 homolog
Source: RefSeq, a predicted model, not a curated record